AUGAGGCUCACCAAGCUCGUGCUCACGCUGCUGCUCCUCGGCCUCGCCGGCCAGGCCGCGUGCCAGGAGGACGACUACGGCGAAGACGACUUUGGCGGCGGCGGUGGGUACGGCGAGGAGGAGGAGGAGGAGGACCCUCCGCCGGCGCCGGCCGGAGACGGGGCCGCGCGCGAGCUUUCGUCGGUCGCGGACCUGGAGGCCUUCAUGGAUGACAACGACGCGUCUGUGGUGGGCGCCUUCCUCGAGAAGGAGAUGCCUGACCCGGCGGCCGUCAUGCCCGAGGACUGGGACGAGGACGAGGACGGAACGUGGGAGGCGCCCGUUGUCACGAACCCGGAGCUGGCCGCGUUCAACUCGAUCGCUUCGUCGCUGUACAACUACCGCUUCGCCUUCUCGGCGGCGCCCGACGUGCUCGCCAAGCUCAAGUCCAAGACGGGCGGCCUCUACCUCUACCGCUCGCCCAAGUUUCUGUCUGCCGAGCACGGAGACAAGCCGCGCGAGCGCUUCCCGUCGACAAAGCUGUCCGAGUCCGCGGUCCGCAACUGGCUCAACAGCAAAGCGCAGCCGCUGGUCGGGCUCUACUCCUCCUCCACCAAGGAGCGCUACUCCGGCGCGACACUCGUCGUCUUCUUCAACCUCGACUUCGCGAAGAAUGCAAAGGGCGUCAGCUACGUGCUCAAGCGCGCGCGCAAGGCGGCGGCCAAGCUCAAGGGCAAGCUGGCGGUCGCGGUCGCGUCGAGCACAGACCUGAGCUACGAGCUGGGCGACUACGGCCUACCGACCGACAAGCCAAACACCAUCCUGAUGGGCAUCUCGGCCGGCGGGCAGUACUAUGCGCCGGCCGACGGCGCCGCCGCCUUCUCGGGCGACACGAUGAGUGAGUUUGCGCGCGCCUUCUUGGCCGGGGAGCUCACGCCGUACGAGAAGCCGGAGCCGGAGCCGGCGGCCGGCGGCGGCGACGAGGACCUCAGCGACAGCGAUGAUGACUAUGGCGGGGGCGACGAGGACGACGAGUACAAGGACGAGGCCUAGGCGAGGCAGGCACCGCCGGCCGAGGCGCAGCCAUGGUUCAUGUCUGACGGAGCGGUCCCGGAACGUUCGAAGACGGGGCUGGGGCGCGGGCCCCGCGCCGUGGCGGUGGAAGCCGCUGGGAUCGUGUGUGAGAGCCCGUUCCCGCGCCUGUGUUGUCGCGCGGUACGCGCGUGCGGGCUGAGCGCUCUCGCUUGUGUGUGGCCCCUCGUACUGUUAAGACGUCUCAGUCCAC
This is a messenger RNA of Emiliania huxleyi CCMP1516, 1264 nucleotides long. RefSeq lists its product as hypothetical. Gene Ontology annotation, biological process: protein folding; response to endoplasmic reticulum stress. Lineage: Eukaryota; Haptophyta; Isochrysidales; Noelaerhabdaceae. Gene Ontology annotation, molecular function: calcium ion binding; protein disulfide isomerase activity. The transcript has 5 exons. Bases 1 to 1032 code for a protein of 343 amino acids. The record is from RefSeq and is a predicted model, not a curated record. Gene Ontology annotation, cellular component: endoplasmic reticulum.